Molecule: messenger RNA, 885 nt
Organism: Pan troglodytes (chimpanzee)
Lineage: Eukaryota; Metazoa; Chordata; Mammalia; Primates; Hominidae
Exons: 3
Coding region: 1-666 (221 amino acids)
Source: RefSeq, a predicted model, not a curated record
AUGAAUGAGUUGCGAAAAAAGCAACUACACAAAUUCAAUGAGAGAAAGGGAGGAGUCCUGACUCAUACUCUCCUCCGAAGCCGCCGCCAUUUUCCGCCCCCGCCGGAUCGCUGCUGUGCCUCGGCAGCCGCUCGCUUCCCUACUCUGCAGCCUCAGCCACGGGCUCCGCCCGGCCCUAAGAGGGAGGCCCUGGCCGGAACGUGCGGGGACGGCAGCUGCAACGUCAGGAAGGCCAGGCCCCGACCCCGCCCGCAGUGCCCCGGCGCCGACAGCUUGCGCCAGCCGGCGGGAGCUAGCGGGCAGCAAGGGGGCCGGACAGGCUCCACUGGGCGGAGCGGCCCGGGCGGCGGUUGGAACCUGAAGGUUCCAUCGCACUUACUUCCUGUUUUGGGUCCGGGCACUUUGGAAGAACCAGGAUGGAAGCUCCAAAAAAUACCAGGAUGGAGGAAGCAGCCACGGGCGAGAGUGGCUGCAGCUGGAGUGAGCGAGCGCGACGAGCCACCGGAAACGGAGCUGCGGCCGCGCCCCGCCCCCAGCUCCCCGCACGCUGCCCCUCCCGCUCGUCUGUUCCGCUGGCGGCCCAGCGUGCUGGCUGUACAGCGUGCUGGCUGUACGCGUCACUUCCGGCUGUGUCGGCGCGCGAAAAAAGGAACCAAAGAGAAGUGAAGGAAUGUGUCCAAGGGCUCCCAAGUUGGCGGUGGAAUUAGAAUUGAAGCCUCAGCUCCAAAGCCUGUGUUCUGAACUACCCGGUUGCAGUUCACAAAAUACACUUUGGCAGUACUUUCAUAACGAAAACAAAUGAUUACAACCAGUUUACAAAUGCUUUGCUUUACUGGAGGAUCGACAUGUUUGACUAAUUUUCAAAAAUAAAUCUCAGAAGCAGCA